Prosopis cineraria is the source of this 1209-nucleotide messenger RNA. Its product is annotated as style cell-cycle inhibitor 1-B. Lineage: Eukaryota; Viridiplantae; Streptophyta; Magnoliopsida; Fabales; Fabaceae. The record is from RefSeq and is a predicted model, not a curated record. The coding region runs from base 210 to 680 and encodes 156 amino acids. The transcript is spliced from 4 exons.
CACACGUGUAUCGAUAGCUUUCCUGUUGGCUUCUGUUUCUGACGGCCCCCCAGUCUCCAGAGUUCAUUUCUAUUGGUACGGUCGCGGAUGAAUACUUGCGAGCGACUUCGAUAAGAAAAUAGGUCGGCAUUUUUGUUGAAAAUCCUCCGCUCUGAAGCUAUCCUUUCCAUUGCGUAGCAAAUUCUCUCCAAGCUGCGAAGAAAGCACUGAUGGGAAGCGAUAGGAAGUCCAAGGAGAAGAAGAAGCGAAGGAGUUAUACUUCAGACUCCGAAGAUGGAAAGAAAAACAAGAGGAAGCGAACCGCGGAGGAUGAGGAAAAGAACCGGAAGGGAGAAAAGAAAGAGAAACGCAAGGAGAAGAGAUCUCCUAGGGAUUCCAGAGAUAGAUCUGACAAAGGGAAGAAGUCAAAAGAUAAGCACAAAACCAAGCACAGUAAAGCUGAUAGCCAUAUGGAUUUCCAAGAGUUGUCCAAGGAUGAUUACUUUUCUAAGAACAAUGAAUUUGCCACGUGGCUGAAAGAAGAGAAGAGUAUGUUCUUCUCUGAUCUGUCAUCUGAGUCAGCACGUGAGAUGUUCUCGGAUUUUGUCAAAGCUUGGAAUAGAGGAAAGCUUGAAUCCCGUUACUAUGAAGGUAUUGCAAGUGGUCCUCGGACAGCUCACAACUGGAAAAUCAAAGGGUAGCAGAGAAGAGGGACCUGUCACUGGGAUUCAAUCUCUUACCUUAUUGGUUAAAAUACUAGAGUGAAUGUCUUGAAGUGAAUCUAAUGGAGAGAAAAUUACACCUCUUGAGUGGUAGAAAGCUGUCUUUGGAAUUACAGUUCUUUGUUUACUUUAGCUAUCCUUUCCAGCUGCUAGCUAGAAACUUAUGAAGUACAGAUGUCGUAAUUAGUAGAAAUGAAAUAUCUGAAUCAAUCUUUGAGAAUCCUUUGUUUGCUGCGUAGGACAUUGUACUUAGUAGUAGUAUUUCAUGUUAAGUUUUUUUUUUUUUUUUAUAGUAAUAAUAAUGACGAAUUCCUAGGUCACCUGGGUUGGUUAUGAGUUGCGUCGCGAAAGCUUCACGAGGUAGAUCCUUUGCUGCUGGAAAAUGAUAGCAUAUUGAAGCUAUGAUUAUUUUAAGCAAAUUUAGAUGUUCUAAUAUGUACAAGGGAUUGGGAUAAAAGACAAUUGCUGUUGAUUGGAUUAAUUAAAAUUUCUGCAGUGAUUUUUGUUC